Epinephelus fuscoguttatus (brown-marbled grouper) is the source of this 5493-nucleotide messenger RNA. Its product is annotated as flavin-containing monooxygenase 5-like. NCBI's taxonomy places the organism in Eukaryota, Metazoa, Chordata, Actinopteri, Perciformes, Serranidae. Bases 1929 to 3596 code for a protein of 555 amino acids. The transcript is spliced from 10 exons. The record is from RefSeq and is a predicted model, not a curated record. Gene Ontology annotation, molecular function: N,N-dimethylaniline monooxygenase activity; NADP binding; flavin adenine dinucleotide binding.
UUAAUGUGAAAUUCAUACUCGUUCCUCUCAUCGUCAUGUGUUCGUCUUUUAACACAUUCUUCAUACAUGUUUGCAGUUUCUCCACUAAACUACACCAGCACCGAAAUGCAUUUACUAAAAUAUGCAAGUCAAUGAUGCCACUUCAUGGUCGCUUGAAAGACCGACUGAUGCUAUACUGUGCCAAACAUAUAUUCAGCAUAUUCCACUGUCUGUCUAAUUCUCACUGUAAACUUUAAUUGCAGUAUGUAACAAUAUUGCUUCAUUUGCACGACCAGAACAUGAGGAUAAACUCGACUUAUAGGCAAUGAUGCUGCAUUUUAAUUUCUUUUUUGGUGUGUUUUUAUAUUAUAUAAGGUAACUUGCAUCACCCAGAUGCUUUCUACAGACCGAAGAAUACACUAUGUUUUUUUACAUAUUUUUUUUUUCUUUCUUUUUACUGAAAAACUAAUGUGAACACUUCAUUACAUUCCUGGAAGAAGACUUGAGUAUCUAAAUGCACAGUCCAGGGUUGUAUAAAUAAAAAGGAGCCCCACCAAUAGAGGUUGUUGGCAAAUUAAUGUAUUUUAUUACAACUAUUUUCUUUUCUAAAGCAGUUGAAGCUUUGUUAAAAAAAAAAAACAACAACAAAAAAAACACAGAUUGAUACAGUAACACAGGUGUAAAUGUGGCCCAUAUUUUCUAUGUGAUGAAUGCUUUCUUUGAUGAAUUUUGUUUUAAAUACUUUGAAUUUUUAAGUGAAUACAAAAUAAUCCCAGGGAUUAAUAAUAAUCUUAAUUUUGCCACAGGUAAAGUUAAACAAACAGUUACACUCAGGCUGACAUAUAACACAAAGCAUUGCACAAUACACUUGCCGGCUAAAAGCACUUACAAUUGUUUAACUAUCAAAGUUUUUGAUAAAGACACAGCUCAGAGGAGAUCAGUGUUCUGAGAUUUGUAUAAUAAAAAAAUCAGUAAAGUGAAGUUCAAAAGCUGUCUGUGCAUGGCUCUCUUUUAUGACCACCAAUAUCCACCUUGCUUCACCAGUGUGGUGUGCAGAAUAAUCAUGAAGGCAUUAUUAGACCAGGAAUAUCCUGAGUUAGAGGCUACAGUAUGCUGAGCAUUGUAUAUUAGAUUAUUAGAUAUAUUAAUCAACCUAUAUUAGAUAUUAGAUUAAUCAAUCUGGAAAACACAAAUAAUUUUUCAAAAAAAUUGUUUUUGUUUUUAAUUUUUAAUGUGGUUGCAUCAGAAAAUUAAACGACUAAGUAUUUUCUACUAAGUGACUGAUAAAAUAACAGAAAACAAAAAUCAAUAAUUUCUGUUAAUUCAAUUUUUUUUGUGAUUUUUUUUUUAUGUUUUUUGCAUGCACUGAGAAUGGCCGUUGUGCGCAUCUUGUGAGACCUUGCAGGGUGAAAAAAGUGGCACUUCUGUCAUUUUAAUGAUUUAUGAGGCGGUUUACUGUUUAUGAUAUGAACCAGUAUUAUCCAGUUCACCAGUGCAGCUGUCAGGCCAAGCAUUUUAAUGAUGAUUACAUAAAGUCAGCGCCCCCCCAAAUGGGCUUUGGAAAGACAUUCUGGGUUAUCAGUUACAGAACAAGAGCGUCAUUGUCUCCUCUCAUACUAUUCAAACUGCAUCACAUGAUAACUGUCCAAACUCCCAUGAAGGUUUGGACCAUGAAUUAUUUCAUCGGUGAGGUUUAACACAGGAAACCCGGCACAGUGCACACAAGCAGGAAGGUGUAAUUGUGUGUACUUUGACUUGGUCACUCCUCCGUUCAUAACACAGACCAAGACCUGCUGUUGUGUACUAAAGUUUCUUCAUGCAUGUGCUGACUGUGAGCUAAAUGUCAGAUUACGGGUUAAACUGAGCAGUUGCUGCUCAUUAUUCUUUCGGCUGCAUUUAACCUGUGCAACAGUGAGCUUGCUGAUUUUGCAUCACAACAGAGCUGAAGUAUGACUCGUCGUGUGGCGGUGGUCGGAGCAGGUGCUUCAGGUCUAGCCAGUAUCAAGUGCUGCCUGGAUGAGGGCCUGGAGCCUGUCUGCUUUGAGAGCAGUGAUGACAUUGGUGGUCUGUGGAGGUUUAAGGAGAAUCCAGAGCCAGACAGAGCGAGCAUUUACCACUCUGUCAUCAUCAACACCUCCAAGGAGAUGUUGUGUUUCAGUGACUUUCCCGUCCCUGGGCACUUCCCAAACUACAUGCAUAACUCCCUCAUCAUGGACUACUUGCGAAUGUAUGCUGACCACUUCCAGCUCACCAAGCACAUACGCUUCAAUACCAAAGUCUUGCAGGUGAAGCAGAGACCAGAUUUUUCUCAUUCAGGCCAGUGGGACGUUGAAACCGAGAACAAGAACGGCAAAAAGGAGAGACACAUUUUUGAUGCAGUGAUGAUCUGUAUUGGACAUCACUGCCAGCCCAACCUGCCACUGCAUGACUUCCCAGGUAUCGACACGUUCAAGGGGAAGUACUUCCACAGCAGAGACUACAAGACUCCUGAGGAGUGGAGGAAUAAAACGGCUGUAGUGGUUGGCAUAGGAAGCUCUGGAGGAGACAUAGCAGUGGAGCUGAGCAGGGUCACCAAGCAGCUGUAUCUAAGCACUCGGAGGGGAGCCUGGAUCGCAAAUCGAGUUUCUGACAAUGGUCUUCCCCGUGAUAUGCUCAAUGACAGGAUGACUCAAUUCAUGCGCCGUAUCCUUCCCUUCAGAGUUAUCUGCAGCAUGGCAGAGAGAAAAGUCAACAAGAGAUUUGAUCACAGUCUGUAUAACUUGAAGCCAAAGCACAGGAUUUUCAACCAGCAUCCCACAAUUAAUGAUGAGCUUCCCAACCGCAUCCUGUCUGGAACAGUUCAGGUGAAACACAACGUCCGCAGGUUUCAGGGGUCCAGUGUGGAGUUUGAAGAUGGAAGUGUCGUGGAAGACGUCGACCUGGUGGUGUUUGCCACAGGUUACAAGUUUUCCUUUCCAUUCCUGGCCUCACAUGUGGUCUCAGUGUCUGAGAACAAAGUAUCCCUGUACAAGUAUGUGUUUCCUCUUGACUUGGACCGCCCCACUCUGGCUAUCAUUGGUCUCGUGCAGCCACUGGGAGCAACUAUUCCCCUCUCUGAGAUGCAGGCCAGAUGGGCCACACGUGUCUUUAAAGACAGCAUCAAGCUUCCCUCUGUGGCGUCCAUGCUAAAAGAUGUCCAGUACAAACAGGAGACAAUGGCUAAAAGGUAUUUCCCCACUCAGAGACACACCCUCCAAGUGGAUUAUCUCAGAUACAUGGAUGAGAUAGCAGAGCUGGUGGGAGUUCGCCCCAACUUCUUGAAGCUGCUGCUGACUGAUCCCAGGCUGGGACUGACUGUGAUGCUCGGUCCCGGUACUCCGUAUCAGUAUCGUCUCAAAGGGCCAGGAAAAUGGGCUGGAGCCCGCCAGGCCAUCCUCACACAGUGGGAGAGAGUGGCUCAGCCCAUGCAGACCAGACCCUGCUGUGAUCCCGAACCCAAGAGAUCAUUUAUGUGGCCUCUGAUCCUGUCAGCUUCUGCUGUGGGCUUGGCUGCAUACGUUAACAGGAGCAACCUUCCAGAUUUCCUGCAGGAUCCCACUAUACUGUUGGAUAAGAUAAAAGCGUACCUGCCUGUAUAGUGAUGUGCAAAUAUUUUUUAAAUUCACAUCUGAUGUGAUUAUGACUUUAUAAGACAUGCUGAUUUGCUGGUCGGCACUAGCUGAGUAUAAUAAACAUAGCAGAAAUAAAUUGAAAAAAAAAAAAUCUAAAUAGAUAUAAAUGUCAAAAUUAAACCCCAAUAAGUGUUAAAUUCUUAGUACAGUAACGUAUAAGGAAGCAGCAGCAUUUUAAUGUUCCAGCUGGUCUGUGUGGACAUUACUUUGGACCUCUGGCAGUUUCUACUACAUCACUCCGUCUCUGGGCUGGACAGUGAACUAAGAUAAUGCACACUGGUCAAUGAUGCCACCUAAUGGCAGCUUCUGAACUCAGCUGAUGUUUGCCUUGGAAAAAAAAACUAAAUGAAACCAUAUUUUUCUCUACAUAAUCUGUAUUUCAAACUUUGAGCAUGUGAGCAGAGACAGGAAGUGAGCAGAAUCAGACACAUGGAAAUGAAGUACUGAGAAAACAAAACUAAAACAGCUCCAGACAUAAAAAGACAACAAAAACAAAACAAAUCUGACACAAGUUAAAGUAGAAAUAAAGACGCCAGUGAAUCGUGACAAAAGGCUCACUCUUGUCACACAGUUUUAAAGAUGGUGCUCACAUUUAUUAUUUUGAUAGUUUGAUGGUUCAUUAUUUUGAUUUGAGGAAUUUUGUGUUUGUGAAUACAUUGACAAGAAAUGAAAUUAGAUUAAUAAGGAAAAUGCAUUCAUAUCAUUGUCACAGUAAUGAAAGACCCCAAAUAUAAUAUUCCUAUAAUAUAAUGGUGGGUAGAGCAGGUGUCCCAUAUAUGAAGGCAAUGUCCUUGCACCAAUGGUCACGAGCUUUAUUCCAGCCUGCUGCAUGUCAUCCUCCUUACAUGCUUAGACUGCCCUAUCUAAUAAAGACAAAAAGACAACCAAACAAAUGUUUAAAAAUGAAUAAAUAAAUAGUAAAAGCCAAGAGAAUGUUGCCAGCUAUCUUUCCACUGCACGUGUAAAAUUACAAGACCAAAGAGAGAAAUUUACAUGUGACUCAUUAACUUUUUAAAGAAAUGUUCCACUGGAUAAAAGCUACGGAUCAAUUUAAUAAAACAUCCUUUACCUUAUUUGUUAGAAGAAACUUUUGUAGCAAGGACCAAACCUUUCUUUCAGUCAAUGUCAGUAACAAAAUGACUCCAAUAAAGUGCUGCUGCAGGUUGACAUUGUUAAACAUGUAGGUACAUACUGUACAUGAAAUAAUGUUUUGUACAGUGCUUUGUGUCUCACUGCAUCAUCCUGCGAUCAUGUGAUUACGGAUCUCUUUGAAUCUGUGUAAGUAGCUGACUCUUCUUCCUUUGCAGAGAUGACAAGGUGUCAGUCGGUGGUAGCUACAAUCAAGAAUCAAGACAUCAAAAAUCAGCAGUGACAGUGAGCAGCUUGUGUCCUGUUCAGCACAUCAUCAAUAAGUUCAUCAUUGGCAUUGUCAGUUAUCAUAAUAAUCAAUAAAGACUCAGUAAUGAAACCUCUAUGUGGACUGAGUUUGAUCUGAACUGCAUCAGUCUUAAACUGACCGCCGCUCGUGAAGCACCGGUAGACCCCGGAAGAAGAAUGGUCCACGCGUGACUCGUUAACAUUUGGGUUGCCAGGUUUAGGUAUACCCGGGAUAUGAACGUUAUUCGAGGGAUGUUAAAGAUUUGAUAUGAUUGAUAAAAUAUUUUGCUGAUUGAGUUGUUCAACGCCUCGGUUGCCAAACUGUAUCCUAUUAAUGCGACUUUAUAGAUCUGUUAAGUUACACUACAGAUACCAGACAUGAAUUAUAUUAGAGGACUCAUCAGCAACAUAGGCUGUAUUAGACAACCUCUUUAAGUUUAAUGUGGGCAUAUCUCUAAACCAGAAAGAUACAAUAAUCACUUGAUGG